This is a messenger RNA of Eremothecium sinecaudum, 246 nucleotides long. It is a transcript of the gene ECM19, whose product is annotated as Ecm19p. The coding region runs from base 1 to 246 and encodes 81 amino acids. The transcript has a single exon. Lineage: Eukaryota; Fungi; Ascomycota; Saccharomycetes; Saccharomycetales; Saccharomycetaceae. The record is from RefSeq and is a predicted model, not a curated record.
AUGGGCGGUUUAAAGACAUAUCAGUUCGUUACAGUUGCUGUAGUGGGAUUAUUCGGAGUAUAUUCCGGAGUUAAGUUUUUUGAACCUCUGGUAAUAAAUCAGCUCAAAGUAGAUGGAAACUUAAGGAAUGAUAUAGAAAUCCCUGAGUAUGACUCGGAAGGUAAUCUAGUAGAACCAUCUGAGGUGCGGCGUAUCAAGGAGCAGAUGAACAUGUCUGGUGACGCAUCUUUUAGUGGUUCCAAAUAG